Triticum urartu is the source of this 621-nucleotide messenger RNA. Its product is annotated as ananain-like. Gene Ontology annotation, molecular function: cysteine-type peptidase activity. The record is from RefSeq and is a predicted model, not a curated record. Gene Ontology annotation, biological process: proteolysis. Lineage: Eukaryota; Viridiplantae; Streptophyta; Magnoliopsida; Poales; Poaceae.
AUGGCUUUGUCCCCCGGCGCAUGGCCGGCGAUCACUGCAAUCUUGCUGGUGCACGGCCUGUUCGCCGCCUUCCCGGCGGUGUCGGUCGACAUGGGCGACAUGCUGAUGAUGGACAGGUUCCGCGAGUGGCAAGUCACGCACAACCGGACGUACCUGAGCAUGGAGGAGAGGGUGCAUCGCUUUCAGGUGUACCGCGACAACGUGGAGUACAUCGAUGCCACCAACCGGCGUGGUGACCUCACCUACGAGCUCGGCGAGAACGAGUUCGCCGACCUCACCCAGGACGAGUUCCUAGCUAGGUACGCAUCGUCCUACGAAGCUGCCAGCGAUGAUACGGGCAUUACUUUGCCUGUGGGCGGCGGCGACGCCGAGCUGUGGUCAUCCGGCGUCAACGAUGGUAGCUCCUUGGAGGCUCCGCCUCCCAGCUGGGACUGGAGAUCCAAGGGCGCCGUCACACCGGUCAAGUCCCAAGGCGCAGGAUGCGCUAGCUGCUGGGCGUUCGUGACGGUUGCUACGAUCGAGACUCUGAACUGGAUCAGGACGGGGAAGCUGGUGCCUCUCUCGGAGCAGCAGCUGGUGGACUGUGACCAGUACGACGGCGGGGGCAACCGCGGGGCCUUC